Molecule: messenger RNA, 1645 nt
Organism: Polyodon spathula (Mississippi paddlefish)
Lineage: Eukaryota; Metazoa; Chordata; Actinopteri; Acipenseriformes; Polyodontidae
Product: T-box transcription factor TBX22-like
Exons: 8
Coding region: 126-1628 (500 amino acids)
Biological process (GO): cell fate specification; regulation of transcription by RNA polymerase II; positive regulation of DNA-templated transcription
Cellular component (GO): nucleus
Molecular function (GO): DNA-binding transcription factor activity, RNA polymerase II-specific; RNA polymerase II cis-regulatory region sequence-specific DNA binding
Source: RefSeq, a predicted model, not a curated record
GCAGGUCUUUCCUUGGGAAGGCAGUGAAGCGGGGAAGCAGGGGCUGUGCGCACGGAGAUUUCGUACAUGAUUUUCAGGAUCGGGCUGGUUUGUCGUGCUCUAGUAUAAGGACCCUGGACCCGAGGAUGGCUUUGAGCUCCCGGGCUCACGCUUUCUCAGUGGAAGUCUUGGUCGGGAACCCAUCAAAGAGGAAAAUUGAGGAUUGUAAAGAGGAAAAACGUACUAACGAUACUUUGGAGCAGGAAGAAGAAAAUGUUCCAUGUGCAAAGAUUGAAGCAGAUGAACUUGGAAAACGAAGUAAACUGGACUCUUUAAUUCGGAAAUCCCCCGGGGUUGAAAAGUCUGGUUCUGAGAACGAUAUUCAAGUAGGAUUACAGGGCUCGGACCUGUGGAAGAGAUUUCACGAGAUUGGAACAGAGAUGAUCAUUACGAAAGCCGGGAGGAGGAUGUUCCCUUCUGUGCGAGUGAAGGCGAAGGAACUGGAUCCCUUUAAACAGUAUUACAUAGCAAUGGACAUUGUCCCUGUGGAUUCCAAAAGAUACAGGUACGUGUACCAUAGUUCGCAGUGGAUGGUAGCGGGCAACACCGACCACUCCUGUGUAACGCCCAGGCUGUAUAUCCACCCAGACUCUCCGUGCUCUGGGGAGACUUGGAUGAGGCAGGUCAUCAGCUUCGACCGGGUUAAACUCACCAACAACGAGAUGGACGACAAGGGCCAUAUCAUUCUGCAGUCCAUGCACAAGUAUACUCCGCGGGUCCACGUUAUCCUGCACGAUCCCAGGUUCGACUUGUCCCAGAUUCAGUCUCUGCCAGCUGAGGGCGUGACGACAUUCUCCUUCAGAGAGACAGAAUUCACCACCGUCACCGCCUACCAAAAUCAGCAGAUCACUAAACUAAAAAUAGACAGGAAUCCCUUUGCCAAGGGUUUCAGAGAUCCUGGAAGAAACAGGGGUGUACUUGAUGGUAUCCUGGACACCUAUCCCUGGAGGUCCCCUCUGAGGUUUGACUUCAAGCCUUUUGAUGUGGAGACCCAAGGAGGAAGCUCAAGUUCCCCCUCCAGCUGUGGGACCCUUUCCCCUCUGAAUGGGCUGCUCUCUCCCUCCUGCUCUCCUCCAUCUUUUCUGCUGUCUCGCAGCUCUUUCGGGCUGCCCUGCUCAGACAGCCUGGGUCUACCCCUCUGCUACAAGAUGUGUUCCCCCACGAGCAGGGUAAGGACCCGGCCUUUCAGCCUGCCUGGCCACGACAGGCUAAAUGGCAGCAGCUCCCCAGGGUUGCCAGCGCUGAACGACUUCCCCUUCCUGUCUUCACUGGGCAUCACAGCAAUGCGGAGCGGGAAGGGAGGGGAGUGUAAGGGGCAGUGUCUCCAGGGCUCUCCAGGCUCUCCGCACCAGCCUCAUCUACACAGGGUGCACCCGUCAAGCAACCUGGUUCUCCCUCCCUUGCCUCUCCAGCACAUCCCUGCUCCCCUGCCCUCUCUCUACAAUCUCUACGGCUACAACCUGCCAGUGGCAUCAAGGCUAGCCGACAUGACAAGACAUUUUAAACUUGCCGAGAACAGUUCUGCUUCUUCCAGAGAUGAACGAUUUGCUCAGGUGUCUUGGCACUCCACAGUCGACCACUGUCUUUGAGAGGUAUUCCAGGAACU